AUGAAGCUGAGUGGCCAGCAAUGGGUUUUCAAGAGUCUCAAGUUUACCGGAACAAAGAUUGGCGUUAAUGCAGGUGGUACCGAUAUUGUGUUCAUGGACUGCCAUUUCGAGCAGGGCGAUAUCGGCAUCGACGCAGGCGGCACUUCCGGAUCGUUGACAGUCAUCGACUCCUCGGGCUCUGGAUUGAAUUCGUUUAUCGUGUCGGGAGAUUCAGGGAAUGCGGGAAACGCAAUCAUUCUAGAAAAUAUCCAGAAUACCGGCACUACGGUGACUCUCGGAGGGCAGGCCAAACUGUCCGGCCCUGUGAGCGAUACUUGGGUACACGGAACAGUGUACGAUCCAGGAAAUGCCAACAAGCGGAGAGCCGAUGGGGACUCGGUCACCACGCCUCGUCCUUCAAGCUUGACCCCCGGAGGCAAGUACUUCACAAUGCCUCCUCCGACGUAUAAGGAAUACAGCGCAGACCAAGUCUUGAACAUCAAAUCUGUCCCUGGGCUACCUGUGUACGGUGACGGCUCGACCGAUGAUAGCCAAAACAUCAACCGAAUUCUGACGGAGAAGCGUGGAUGCCACUUGAUCUAUUUCCCGGCUGGCACGUAUAUCGUGGCCGACACUAUCUUCGUUCCCAGCGGCACUAGGAUCAUAGGUGAUGCUUUUGCCAGCGUGAUAAGCGCCAAAGGCGACCUAUUUAAAGAUGAAGCGUCGCCGCGUGUUAUGGUCCGAUUCGGAUACCCCGGCGAUAUGGGUGUUGCGCAAGUCAGCGACAUGAUAUUCACCGUCGCUGACAUUUUGCCCGGCUGUAAAAUGGUUGAAGUCAAUAUCGCAGGAAAACAGCCCGGAGAUGUCGGGUUCUGGAACACGCAUUUCCGAAUUGGAGGCGCCGUGGGCAGUCGAGUGCAAACCGACUGCGCGUCCUCGCCGGGCGAAUGCAAGGCCGCCUGGGGCCUCCUUCACCUCUCCUCCACUUCAUCGGCCUACAUCGAGAACAUGUGGGGGUGGACCGCGGACCACGAUCUGGACGGAGACCAUAAGCAGAACAUCGGCACGGGUCGGGGCCUGUUAGUCGAAGCCACCAGCGCCACUUGGCUGAUCGGCACCGGCUUCGAGCAUCACACGCUCUACCAGUACAACUUUGAGCGGGCGCGCAAUGUCUUCUCCGCCCUGCAACAGAGUGAGACGCCCUACUGGCAAGGCCCGGGGAAUCUCUACGCGCCAGCCCCGUGGGCCGACCACCGUAUAGGCAGUGAUCCGGACUUUUCACACUGCGCGCCCGAAGAUGCAACCUGCCGCAUGGCUCUGUUUGAGCGCAUCAGUGGAUCCUCGGAUCUUUUUUUGUAUGGAGGCGGUAACUGGGUGUUCUUCAAUGCCAACGGCGAUUGUAACGGGGACUGUCAGAAGAACAUGCUUCAGAUUAUCGACUCGACCCAGAUAUACCUGUACGGGACUAAUUCGAAGAGCACGACGAACAUGGUGCUCGAGGGGAGCCAGGCGAUCGCGACGCAGAGCGAUAAUGCCGGUGGCUGGGGUGGAGUGAUCGCGGCGUAUCUGUACAAUUCGUGA
Molecule: messenger RNA, 1560 nt
Organism: Aspergillus melleus
Lineage: Eukaryota; Fungi; Ascomycota; Eurotiomycetes; Eurotiales; Aspergillaceae
Product: glycoside hydrolase family 55 protein
Exons: 3
Coding region: 1-1560 (519 amino acids)
Molecular function (GO): polygalacturonase activity
Source: RefSeq, a predicted model, not a curated record